AUUACGUUGCGCACAUCAAUUGAGUAAAUCCUACUAUUUUUGCGUACAAUACGCACAAUUACCUCUCCUAAAGAGGGUUUUCUGCAAUUAUGGCAUCGGUCGCCAAAAAGAGAAAAAUGAAUUUCUCGGAAAGAGAGGUGGAAAUUAUAGUAGAAGAAAUAGAGAAACAAAAGCACACACUGGUUAACCACUUCAAUGCUGGAGUCACCCACAUGGCAAAGAAUAACGCGUGGGUGGACAUCCUGAAAAAGGUGAACGCUGUCACUACCUGUCCCAGAGAGUUGCCCGAGGUGAAAAAGAAGUGGUCGGACAUGAAGACGGAGGUCCGGCGGAAAGUGGCCCAGGCGCGGGCAGCGAUAGAGGCGACGUCCGCCGACUGCACUCCAGUUCCCGUCAUCCUCACUGCCAUGCAGCAGAGGAUCUGUAACCUCCUGGGGGAGGCCACCAUCAUCAGUUUACCGGCUGGAGACUCGGAUGCUGAGAUAACUUUACCUGUCACGGUCAACACGGCCACCACCGUCACACUCACAGAGGCUCUUCCAGCUGGUCCAGGGACAGUCUGUGAUGAGGUCAAACCGCUGAAUGCUGAAACAACGUACCACACCCUGGAGGAUGGAGGCGUGGUGGAGUACUGCACCACCACUGUGAGCGACUCCACUUCCACUGUGGUGGCUGCUGUUGAGGCUCCGGUGGAGAUGCUGGCCUCGUCCUCCGCUUCUCCACCUCCACCUCAGAGUCAGGCCAAACCCCAGGAGCUGAAGAGUCGCAUCGCCCUCAACUCUGCCCGCUUGCUGCAGGAGCAGAGAGUUACCAACGUCCACAUCCGGCAGAUUGCCCAGCACCUCGAGGGCCAGAACGAGCUGCUACAGAUGAUGCGGCGUUCCCAGGAAGCCCAGGCGUUUGCCCAGGAAAGGCAGGCCCAGGCCCUGGAGGGGACCCAGGCUGCCCUGCUGGCAUUAGUGCAGAUGCUCAGACCAGCCCUCAAAGACCUGCGCAAAUUCCUGCAGAGCGGGACUGAGGUGGCAAACCCCAGCAGCUCAGUAGCAGGAGCAACGGCUGAGGUUGCAGGAACAGAGGAGCAGAGCAGGCCCAAAACACCACCACCUCCUCCACAGCAAGCUGAGGAGACGCAAUAGACACUGUAUGUGUGAGUGUGUGUGAGUGUGUGUGUGAGUGUGUGUGUGUGCGUGUGUGUGUGGACCAUGUACACAGACUUCAGAGAACCGUGAAAAACUUGUCAAGAGAUGCCUUAGGAGAACAUGUGUGUUUGAUGAUUUGGAACAACAAAAGCAGUGAAAAGGGUAUUUUGAGAGCAUUUUUUUUACUGUCUGGCAGUAAAAUUAUGUUAUUUAAUACAAUG
Messenger RNA from Stegastes partitus (bicolor damselfish), 1360 nucleotides. RefSeq names its product nuclear apoptosis inducing factor 1 (gene naif1). Gene Ontology annotation, cellular component: nucleus. The transcript is spliced from 3 exons. NCBI's taxonomy places the organism in Eukaryota, Metazoa, Chordata, Actinopteri, Pomacentridae. The record is from RefSeq and is a predicted model, not a curated record. Bases 90 to 1136 code for a protein of 348 amino acids.